Polyodon spathula (Mississippi paddlefish) is the source of this 6897-nucleotide messenger RNA. Its product is annotated as myocardin-related transcription factor B-like. Gene Ontology annotation, biological process: smooth muscle cell differentiation. Lineage: Eukaryota; Metazoa; Chordata; Actinopteri; Acipenseriformes; Polyodontidae. Bases 420 to 3596 code for a protein of 1058 amino acids. The transcript has 19 exons. The record is from RefSeq and is a predicted model, not a curated record.
UCAGCGGCGGCCAUCUUCUACACACCAGUAACACUUUUUGUAUUGCCGAUACAAAGUAUUCGGGCAGAUUGAUGGACAUCUAGGUUAACCUUGUUCAAAAGCUGGGUUAUUCAUAGAGAAAGGGUGUCCACCGCACAAAUGCAUCACUCUGCGAAUUACGCGUUAACAGAUGGGAAAACACAACUGUAAAACUGUAGUUGACUAGACUUCAUAAAAUCCUAAAAAAUCUGUCCAUGGAAUUGGAGGGUCACCCCCACAGCCUGUGAUCAAAACUACCAGCAUUACAGUGAUGUGUGUCCCCUGCUCAUUGUGAAGGCCUGCCCCCGAGCUGACAGACCAGCCCUCCCGACUGGGCCACGCUGCUCAAGCAGUGCCGGUUUCCUGGUUACCAGGGUGACGCUGCUGUCCCAAGGAGCGUGAUGGAGCUCCACAGGAUGCUGGGGAUCGAAGAGGAUUGUGGGAUGCAGGGGUUGCUAGCCCCCAGUCCUCGGAGUGAGGCUGUAGCCCAUGAGCUGGAGGAGUUGUCGCUGCAGCCCACCCCGAACCUGCCCCCUCUAAAUGAGCGUAAGAAUGUUCUUCAGCUCAGGCUGCAGCAGAGGAGGACUCGGGAGCAGCUGGUAGACCAGGGCAUCAUGCCACCCCUAAAGAGCCCUGCUGCCUUCCACGAGCAAAUCCGCAGUCUGGAGAGGGCCAGGACUGAAAACUUCCUGAAGCACAAAAUCCGGAGUCGGCCUGAGCGGUCGGAGCUGGUCAGAAUGCACAUCCUUCAGGAAACCCUGGCCGAACCCUCUCUCCAGGCCACCCAGUUGAAGCUGAAGCGGGCCCGUCUGGCUGAUGACCUCAAUGAAAAGAUCGCGCAGAGACCCGGUCCGUUGGAGCUGGUGGAGAAGAACAUCCUGCCUGUCGACUCCAGCCUCAAAGAAGCCAUCAUUGGCGACCCAGAUGGCGAGGGGGACUACCCCAAGACGCGGGACGUCUACUUGUUUGAUGAAGACAGCAGCGAUGCCUUGUCUCCGGAGCAACCGGCCAGCCAAGAGUCCCAGAGCUCAGCGGCCUCCCCUGGAGAGCACAAAAUAAGAGAGGCCUCGUCCCCGCUUCCCAACUCCUCCCUGCAGUACUGCCCACAAUUCUCACAGCCCACUUCAGAAUUCCUAAAACCUGUCUCAGCUGCCGAGCAUCCCAACGGUCGCUUGGCAACCAAUUCAUUCCAGCCGAUCAGCACUGUAGCUCCUUCAAAACCAGCCCCUACACUUGUAAAGCAGAGCCAGCCGAAGACAGCGAGCGAGAGGAGCCGCAGUAAGAAGGGCCGGGAGGCCAAGCCGCGGGUUAAGAAGCUCAAGUACCACCAGUACAUCCCUCCCGACCAGAAGGCGGAGCCCAGCGAGGCGCCCAUGGACUCGUCGUACGCACGCCUGCUCCAGCAGCAACAGCUCUUCCUGCAGCUCCAGAUCCUCAGCCAGCAGCAGCAGCAGCACUACAACUACCAGGCCAUCCUACCCGCACCACUCAACAGGCCAGCAGCCGACACUCAGAAUACCUCCUUGAACAACAACGUGCCCACCUCCAUUGUUGUCGCCUUGCCAACCAGUGGCACCCUGCGACAAAACAGCAGCCUGUCCAAUCGGAAGCCGGGACCACUGCCUGCUAAUCUGGAUGAUAUGAAGGUGGCCGAGCUGAAAAUGGAACUAAAAUUGAGGGGGCUCCCAGUGUCUGGCACUAAAACGGACCUCAUCGAGCGACUGAAACCCCACCAGGAAAGCUCUACCACCAUCUCCACAAGAGGUGCCAUGACCACUACUAUCUUCUCUGGGUCAGCUGUGGAGGGGCCUACGUCAGCCUCUUUACAGACUCCCUUUGCUAAAGAGCAUCGGCAGCAUUCCAGCCAGCUGGAGAGCAUGAACGCCACCCCACCAGUGUCCCCUGUCCCCUCGGAGCCGUCCAGCCGUAACGCAGAGGACAGCAGGUCCAUGGACACCUUCAGUGAGAUCAUGGGCGUGGCCCCUGCUCAUGCCUCUGGGGCCUCCCCCCGCAAAGGGGCAGACGAGGACUCGAGCAUGGAGCUGGAGUCAUCCGUCAAGGACCGCAAACUCCAUGAGAAGGAGCUGCAGAUCGAAGACCUCAAGAGGAAGCUGGAACAGGAGCAGAUGCUGGUGGAGGAACUGAAGAUGCAGCUGGAGAUGGAAAAACUAAGCCAAGCACAACAAACGGGCAUCGCUGCCCAGCAGAACCACUCUGGAGCACCAGAGGUCAAGGAUGAGAGCAGAAUGUCCCCCAGUUGCUCGUCUUUCCGCGAAGCCUCACAGUCUCCAGUGGUCCAGCAGACAUCCAUGUUGAUCAAGCAGGAGCAGCAGCAGCCUCCACAGGCUCCAGUCCAAGGCCCAGCCUGCCUGCAACAGUUCUUCGUCAGCCACCAGAGGGUGCCCCAGGUUAUUGGACAGCCUCAAAACUUGUUGACAACACAGCCCAGGACUCCACUUCUCCCGCCAGUAUCCCCCUCUGGCACCAACACAACCAUCCAGCCAUCAACAUCUAAUGUGAAACCCCAGCAGCAGCAGCAGCAGCAGCAGGUUCUUCAGGCCACUGCCCCUGCUUCAGCCGCAGGCCUCAUCCAGGCCUCCAUUCCCCAGAUUCAGCCACAGAACCAGGACCCCUCAUUCACUCAGCAGCUCCUCAACCAAAACCACCACAUCUCAAAGGCGUUCCCCACCUGCACCACAUCCAGUGCUGGGUUUCAGUUCCAGAGCCAGCCAGUGACUGUUGAGCCGCAGUGUUUCCUAAACAGCUCAGCAGAGAGCAGGCUGGCAACACGGGGCUCCCCAGGCCACACGCUGCACAACGGGCCCAAGCACAAGCCUGGUUCCCCCUCCCAGUCUCAGCCUCAGUUCAUCCUGCAACACUCAGCGUUUGGAAACCCCGCCCACAAGGGCAAGGACCCUCCUCGCUAUGAGGAGGCCGUGAAGCAGACCCGGAACAUGCAGGCCCCCCUGCAGCCCCAGGUUCCCAUGGUAACCAGCCAGCAGAUGGAUGACCUGUUUGACAUCCUGAUUGAGAGUGGAGAGAUUUCACCAUUCGUGAGAGAGGAGCCCUCUGACUCUGCCAAGUUGAUUCCUGUGACCGCCAGCAUCACUACCCUGCCAAUCAACACUGCGCUGUCCCGCCCACCCCCACAGAUCCAGGUGGCCCCUCCCCCUUCACUGACCUUCGACCCUGCCCCCAGCCUCUCUCUCGCCUCUGAGAAUCAACUGGAGGCCUUCCUGGAUGGGGCCCUCUCUGCCCACACUGGUUCCCAGCAUCUGGGCUCCAGCCGAGAGCACUUGUCCCUCAUCGAUGACCUGCAGAAUCAGUUGCUGAGCCAGUUGUCCUCUCCGAGUCAGCCGCACUCCCCCAUGGACACCAAUGAACUGCUCUUCUCCACAGACGAGGGGUCCGGUGUCGGCUUUGACCUCCAUGACCCUAACCUAGAUAAUAUGGAGUGGCUGGACCUUACCAUACCCGGGCCAUCCAGUGGUCUGGCCCCUCUGGGCAUGGCCCCACCAGGGGGAGUCUUUUCCUCUGACUUUCUGGAUACGCAUAACCUCCAGCUACCCUGGGACUGAAUCGAGCAACCCUCCAGCUCUCCAAACACAGCCGUUGUUUACGUUGUUCAGUAUGUGUGUGUUUUCUCGGAUGCUCAGUUGUUUAAUUUGGCAGCUGACCUCAUUUGAGCUCAAUUAAGAGGCCAACAGAUUUUGUAAAUAUAGGUCCUUAAAGCUUCAAGGGAUUUGGGGGGGGGGGGGGGGGGGGGGGGUUCGGAUGUGAGGGGAUGUGAAAUUUGAUUCCCCUUUUACUCGUUGUUCCCACAAUAUAAAAUGGCCUGUUUUCUUUUAGUUCCUGGGGUGAAUUUUGAGUUUGUGGGGUAGCAUCUCCAACGAGAAGAGCAAUGCCAGCAGCCUGUCUGAUGUAAAGGGAUCCCUUGUAUGCUAGUGAGAGGGGUGCAGGCUAGAGAAUACAAGACAAAUGUGCUCUUCUGAAAACUGAGAUGUGGGAAAGUUUGCUGCCUUGGUCAAGCCUCCGUGCAGUCUCUGGGAUUUGAGAAAGGGACAGGAUUUACAUGUGUGCCAAGCAAAUAUGGGCAACCUAUUCCUUAAGCCCAAAAAAAGCCUGCCUGCUGUCGGUACUGUUUGCACCUUGGAAACAGGCACAUCUUCAGGUCCUAAUCUCUUCUGCGUGCAAGACUGAAUAGCAAUCAGAGACCUUGAGUAUUUCUUUUUAUUUAUUUUGAACUUUCCAGGCAGAAAUGAAAUGCCUUGUUUUACCACUAUCAAACAAAAACACUUCUGGGAGAACAGCUGGAUUGCUUUAAGGCUCAGGGAGGUGCUGCUGUGUUUUUUUUCUAGCACUGACUAGCAGCAACUCAAAAUGAUAGCACUGGUAUAGCCGUAGCACACAGUACUAACAUACAGUGCCAUUGAUUUGAAGUGGCUCCUAGGGCUACAAUUGUGAUUUAAAUCUUGGCCUCACCAAACAUCCUGCCUUGUCGCUAGGGAUGAACUAUUCAUGACUAGCCUAUACCAGAAAGAAUUUGAGUGAAGGGAGGAACCAUUUUAAAGUAAUUUGUACAAAAGGAUACUUGGGUUUGUUUUCAGUCUCAAGCAUCAACAGAGGAGAUUCAAUAUGAUAACAUGGCAAAGUUGGUUGCAGAAAAACAAAUGGUCAUUUCCAUUGCAUGUUUGUUUAGGCUACUAUAAUUGUACUUUAGAAUUGUGGCUAACAGUACAUGUGACAAGAAGGGGAAGUGCACUUUGAAUUACUAGUAGAUUUGCUUGUAAAUGUACAUGCAACAUUGACCUGACUGUAUUUUGCAGCAUGUGACAAUAAUAGAAUACGUACAGCAUUUGUAAGAAACAGCAGACUGCUGCAGAACAGAGAGAGCAGGAAGCACUAAUAAUAUGUGUUUGUGAAAAGAUAGCUUAGUAGACCAGUGCACAGGGGCUUUCAUUCCUUUCAUACCAGGUUCCUCUCAGUUUUGCAUAUCACCAAAGACAUUGUGCAUUUGAAAAUCUCAGUUUAGUUCAUUCAGAGGCCCAGAAAAACAUUUAAAAAUGUAUACCAGAACACCACUGGAACGUAAAUAUCCAUCAUUGGCCCCUUGUUUAAAUAUCUUUUUCAUAUGUGCGUUAUACACCACUGUGUCUUAUACAACAGAUUAGUUACAGUAAUGACACUACUGUAUAUACAUAAAGAACCAUUGUUACUUCAAAGCCAGUAAACACACAGAACAAGUCUGUUUAAACUAGCUGUAGACUUGAGGAAUCAUUGAGAGUAUGCACUAUGCUCGCAUUCAUUUUUGAGUGAUCCGCAGUCACUGUUUCAGGGUGUGGGCUUUAUUUAUAAAGACAAAGUUGCAAAGUGUCACUCACUAGCUGCAUUGGUAGCAUGAAAGGUCAAGUAGCACCAAGCCACAGUUAUGACAAUCAGGCUGUAAGGUGGCAGUCUUUAUGAAACUACCACCGUUAAUUUUUUUUCCUUUUGACUGUAUAUUAACAGCGGAUCUUCACUGUUAGCCAAAGGUGCAGGUCUUCCUGUUUCCAAGGUUUCAUCCAAAUGUUUAAUGCAAAUUUUAAUAAUUGAAGAUAAGUUAAUGGCACAAUACUGCCACCCAAUGGUCAUACAGUGGCACUGCACUUUUCAAAUGCUUUGGUGCAGUUUAAUAUUUCAAGAGCUGUUCUGCCAUUUCAUAUCUAAACCCUUACUGUAAAAUGACAAUCUACUGGUUAGUAUAUGCAGUGAAGUACAUCCAAAGCAUAUCAGAUAGACUAUGUAUGCGCUUGCUCCUAAAGCAGUUUUUUAUUUGUAAAAUAGCUGUGUCCAUACAGUGUACAGUUAACAGCUACAGACGGUGACGUGCCGUAGUUCUUAAACCUCAUCAUGUCUGAAAUGGUCUUUUGGAGGGUUUAGUAGUGAUGCCAAAAAGAUAUAUCCAUUGUUGCUGUUGAUGUUGUGGUGGUUAGUUUUAUUUCGUAAUUUUGAUAAGAAACCAAAAGCACCAAUUUGCAUUCUCAGGGCUCCCAAGCACCAAAACCAAAUGUCCUGAAUUUGACAGGAUAAUUGAGCAGUCUACUACACAAAAAACUAGCACUAUGUUUGCAACAUUAAUGCAUGUACAUAUUUAGCAACCUACAGGGUGUUGUGACUUUAGACAGGGUAACAACUCCCCUGGAAUUUACGAGUAGAAAUGUAUUUGUUCUGCUCUGGGAGCCCUGGAUUUUGCCAAAGAGGGCAUUUCUUUGUUUAAUGCCGUUAAGUUUUCUUAAGAUGAACAAUCACAAUGAUGUGUUGAAAUUCACAGAUACUGUUUUUAAAAUCAAAAAGUGCAAAUGUGUUGUUGGUAAACGCAUUGUUUAAAAAAAAUAUAGAGAGACUUAAAACAGCUAGGUAUGGGCGUGUCACUCUAUAUUUGUAACUUCUAAAAGUGCAGUAAAAAAGUGUCAACCUUGGUAUUUAUUAUUUAAAUACAAAUGUACAAAUACAAAGUAUAUUGACUGCAAAAAAGAGAGAUUUCUGUUUAAAAUAGGCAUAAAUGGGGUUAAUUACAGAUUUAAUACAAACACAAUGAGCUUUCCUUUAUGGAAAUGACCAGGGAACAACGAAAUUACGUUGUAGCAAUAAUGUAGUUAAACUAAGUAUGAUAAUUGCACUUGUUUACAUAGGAACCUUUAAGCAUUUGAAGGUCAAUCGUUGAUCACUUAGCUGAAUAACUUGGCGCUGAUGAAUAUCUUCCAGGUUAUCACAUUCAGUAGUGAAUUAUUUUGUUUUGCGAGAAUUGCGAAACCAAAAUAAUCACGAUGUAAACUAAUCAUAAUGAUCGUUUUCAAUUAGAAUUUUUACUGAUGAGCGCAAAAAGUAAACCCAUUCCAA